Erythranthe guttata (spotted monkey flower) is the source of this 744-nucleotide messenger RNA. RefSeq lists its product as uncharacterized. Gene Ontology annotation, molecular function: RNA-DNA hybrid ribonuclease activity; nucleic acid binding. Lineage: Eukaryota; Viridiplantae; Streptophyta; Magnoliopsida; Lamiales; Phrymaceae. The record is from RefSeq and is a predicted model, not a curated record.
AUGGCGGAAGUUUGGAGAAGUCACCUGUUCGACCUAGCCCAUGACCUCACUUUCUCUUCGACUCGGCAGUGGGUGGAAAGUUCGCAGCAUCUGCUUGACAAGGAAACUUUCAUUCUAGCAUUGGUGGUUGCAUGGAAAGCUUGGGAUAAUAGGAACCUAGAUAUGAAAGGCGAGAAGUACUUGCUAUCGUGCGAGUUGGUGACUUGGAGUUGCAAUUAUUUGGCAACGUUUAAGGCAGCCCAAAUCCGACCCAAUGCCAACCUUACACAGUUGCACCCAAGCGAGUGGAUCCCCCCUCCACUAGAUGUGAUCAAAUUAAACUUCGAUUCAGCACUUCCAAUAGGUGAAAAAAUUCUAACUAUAUCUGUUGUGGCAAGAAACAACGAGGGUACAUGCAUGGGAUGGAAAGUGACAAGGCUAGACGGAAACCUCCGCCCAGUGGAAGGAGAAGCUCUCGCUGCAUUAAGGGCUAUUGUUUGGGCAAAGGAAAAGGGAUGGGAGAACGUCAUUCUGGAAGGAGAUUGUAUCCAAGUAAUCAACGCCCUUCGUAAUGGAGAAGCUGAAUUUUCAUCGUUUGGAUCACUAGUUGAGGAAUGUUUUUUUAUUGCGAGUACCCUUAACUCGUGUAAUUUUAUGUUCAUCAAGCGUGCAGGCAACUCUUUAGCUCAUUCUAUUGCUAAAAUUCCUUGUAUCGACUAUUUGGAGGGCUUCAACCUUCCUAUGAAUUUGACGGAUGUCGUCUAA